Stegostoma tigrinum is the source of this 2262-nucleotide messenger RNA. Its product is annotated as heat shock cognate 71 kDa protein-like. Gene Ontology annotation, cellular component: nucleus; cytoplasm; plasma membrane. The transcript is spliced from 3 exons. Lineage: Eukaryota; Metazoa; Chordata; Chondrichthyes; Orectolobiformes; Stegostomatidae. The record is from RefSeq and is a predicted model, not a curated record. Gene Ontology annotation, molecular function: ATP-dependent protein folding chaperone; ATP binding; misfolded protein binding. Bases 99 to 2030 code for a protein of 643 amino acids. Gene Ontology annotation, biological process: vesicle-mediated transport; protein refolding; cellular response to unfolded protein.
UCAAGCGCCCAGAACUUUCUAACAUUGGUAUAAAGAGCCUCCCACCAGCACCAGCAGCACUGACUGAGUAGCAACAAAUCACUCCUCUUCCUGCAACCAUGAGCUCCAAAGGUACCCCGGCGGUGGGCAUCGACCUGGGCACUACCUAUUCCUGCGUUGGAGUCUUCCAGCAUGGCAAGGUGGAAAUCAUCGCCAAUGACCAGGGGAACCGCACCACCCCUAGUUAUGUGGCCUUCACCGACACGGAGAGACUGAUCGGGGACGCAGCCAAGAACCAAGUGGCCAUGAACCCCCAGAACACCAUAUUCGAUGCCAAGAGACUGAUCGGCAGAAGAUACGACGACGCUACAGUGCAGAACGACCUCAAACAUUGGCCUUUUAAAGUGAUCAAUGACUCCUCCAGACCCAAAGUUGAGGUCCAGCACAAGGGUGAAACCAAGACCUUCUACGCGGAAGAGAUCUCCUCCAUGGUGUUAGCCAAGAUGAGAGAGGUCGCAGAGGCUUAUCUAGGAAAGAGCAUCUCGAGCGCAGUCAUCACCGUCCCCGCUUAUUUCAACGAUUCCCAACGCCAGGCGACCAAAGACGCAGGGACUAUCGCCGGGCUCAAUGUCCUGAGGAUUAUCAAUGAGCCCACUGCUGCCGCCAUCGCCUAUGGCUUGGACAAGAGGGUAGGAAUGGAGUGCAAUGUCCUCAUCUUUGAUUUGGGUGGUGGAACUUUUGAUGUGUCUAUUCUUACAAUCGAGGAUGGUGUCUUUGAGGUCAAAUCCACAGCUGGAGACACACACCUUGGUGGAGAGGAUUUUGAUAACCGUAUGGUUAACCACUUCAUUGAAGAGUUCAAGCGCAAAUACAAGAAGGACAUCAGUGGAAAUAAGCGAGCUGUGCGUCGCCUCCAUACUGCCUGUGAACGGGCAAAACGAACUCUAUCCUCCAGCUCCCAGGCCAGCCUGGAGAUCGACUCCCUGUUUGAGGGUAUAGACUUCUACACCUCCAUUACUCGGGCACGGUUUGAGGAGCUGAAUUCUGAUCUCUUCCGAGGGACCCUGGAGCCUGUGGAGAAAGCUCUAAGAGAUGCCAAAAUGGACAAGAGCCGGAUACAUGAGAUUGUGCUUGUGGGGGGAUCUACUAGAAUUCCAAAGAUACAGAAACUUUUGCAGGACCUAUUUAGUGGAAAGGAGCUGAACAAAAGCAUCAAUCCUGAUGAGGCAGUAGCUUAUGGGGCCGCUGUACAAGCAGCCAUUCUGUGUGGAGAUGUCUCAGAAACAGUGCAGGACUUGCUCCUUCUGGAUGUGACUCCCCUGUCACUGGGCAUCGAAACAGCUGGGGGAGUGAUGGCAACUCUAAUCAAGAGAAACACAACUAUUCCCACAAAGCAGACCCAAAUUUUCACUACAUAUUCGGACAACCAACCUGGUGUUCUGGUCCAGGUGUUUGAGGGUGAGCGGGCCAUGACCAAAGAUAAUAAUCUGCUGGGCAGAUUUGAGUUGAUAGGAAUCCCGGCAGCACCUCGAGGGGUCCCUCAGAUAGAGGUCACUUUUGAUAUUGAUGCCAAUGGAAUAUUGAAUGUCUCUGCUGUGGACAAAAGUACUGGUAAAGAGAAUAAAAUCACUAUCACAAAUGAUAAGGGGCGUCUGAGCAAGGAGGAUAUUGAUCGCAUGGUGAAUGAGGCAGAGCAUUACAAAGCAGAUGAUGAAGCACACCGACUGCGGAUAACUGCUAAGAACACCCUUGAAUCUUAUGCAUACAGCGUGAAAUCCACAGUGGAAGAUGAUAACAUAAAGGGUAAACUGAGUGAGGAUGACAAACAGAAAGUUUUGAGCAAGGUAAAGGAGACCCUUGAUUGGCUGGAUCGAAACCAAAUGGCUGAAAAAGAUGAGUUUGAGUUUCAUCAGAAGGAAUUGGAGAAGGUGUGUAAUCCUGUUAUCACUCAGCUGUACCAGAGCGGUGCAGCCCCUGGUCCAGGGGGAUUUCCUCCAGGAGCAGCAAGCAGCCCAGGAUCUGCUGGACCAACUAUUGAGGAAGUGGACUAAAGAUUGCAGAAAAAUUAAUGAAACAACAAUUAUUCUCCACAGAGUUGAUGUACUAAAAUAACAUUUGUUUUCUUCAAACACAUGUAUAUUCUCUUGACUUUAAGUUUAUUCUUUUACUAUUAAAUUACCCAUGAAGUAAACAGAGUACAGCAUGUGAUCUCAAACCAGAUCAUCAUAGCUUACAGAGAUAAUGGGAACUGCAGAUGCUGGAGAAUUUCAAGAUAAUAAAAUG